Iphiclides podalirius (scarce swallowtail) is the source of this 621-nucleotide messenger RNA. NCBI's taxonomy places the organism in Eukaryota, Metazoa, Arthropoda, Insecta, Lepidoptera, Papilionidae. The record is from the annotation of a GenBank genome assembly.
AUGGCAAAAGUUAUUAGUAAAAAUAUAACUAGUACAUAUGCUAAAUUAGAGAAAUUAGCAUUGUUGGCAAAAAAAAAGUCAUUAUUUGAUGAUAGACCAGUAGAGAUACAUGAGUUAACUUAUAUAAUAAAAGGUGAUUUAAACUCCCUAAAUCAACAAAUUGCCAGAUUAGGGGAAAUGCCUAAAGGUCGUCGCAGUAUGCAUAGUCAUUCCUCGAGUGUGGUACUUGCUUUGCAGUCAAGACUUGCUUCAAUGAGCAACCAGUUUAAACAGGUUCUUGAAGUGCGAUCGGAAAAUUUAAAACAUCAAAAUAACAGAAGGGAACAAUUUUCGAGUGUGGCGCCAAUUAUUAAGGAAAUACCAUCAUUGCUGCAACCUGAUGAAGUUAGCAUAGAUUUAGGAGGAGAAGUUUCCAAUUUACAAACUCAGCAGUUAGCAUUGAGAGAUGAUACAGAUUCUUAUGUGCAACAAAGAGCAGAAACUAUGCAUAAUAUUGAGAGUACUAUUGUUGAAUUAGGAGGUAUUUUCCAGCAACUAGCUCAUAUGGUAAAGGAGCAAGAUGAAGCCAUAGGAAGAAUUGAUGCCAACAUCCAAGAAGCUGAAAUGAAUGUUGAAGCAGUA